UGGCACGAAAGAAGAGGACAAAGAAGAUGAGCAGUCUGGGUGGCCGCGCCUACAACGCGCGCGGUUGGGCUUCGUAGGCCCGCCAGUGGCCGCCGAGCUGGGCCUAAAUUUCCAUCCCAGUUCGCUGCCACUGGGGCCGCCCAAAUCAAGCCGCCGCGCCCCUUAAGAUCAACCCAACGCAGGUACCAACGGAAGCGCCGCGAUCAGCUCCACGUGCACUACGAAGCACCGCGGUUUCCGAGUUUCACGAGCGAACGGAAAAAAAGGUACGUCGUUCGCCUCUCAAACCGGACGAGAGUCCCCUUGUCUAGAAGAUAACGGGGCAAGGCGUGCUCAAGUCGAGCGUCCUCCGCCUGCCCGCACCGGAGGCGACUUGACUUCUGCGAACACUCGAUUCGACAGAGUAGUGUGUGCUCGUUGCAUGAACUGUGUCCCGGUGCAAGGUGUCGCGACGGCAGGGGAACCGUGGCUGAGCAUUCCCGGACUGCUACCCUAGGCCCAGUGGUCUUGAGCGCUCAGACUGUUGUUUCGGUUCGCUUUGAGGUGACCCACAGGCAAGACCGAGCGUCGUCCUAGCGAGAUUGUACCGAGCCACGGUGUUCGCGCACAAACAGCGUCCCGUCAUUGCAUAGGCAAGUUCUCGAGCCGCGCGAUAUGCUCUUAGCGACCUUGCUGUCGACGCUGGUGAUCGUGGUCCUCGUGAACUACUUCUGCCGCAAGCUGCAGAGCAAGCAGGAAGGCGCCGAGUCCCACGACGACGAGCACCAAGGUGCGUGGGCGGCCGUGGCGCGCAGCCGCUCGUCGCCGCUGAAGCCCACGACGACCACGUACACCGUAACCUCGGCGCUCUGUUCUGUUCCCGAGGAGGUCAAGGCCAGGAUGGCGGCACCUAGGAUGGCCACGGGCGACGUGGCUCCCCUCGAGCCGGCGCCGCCGCCGCCCCGGGUGCCGGACCGCGCCGCCGGCCCGGGCUUCGACAAGGACGAGGGCAAGCGGGACCCGGAGGUGCUGAGCCAGGGAGAGGGACUCCAGCAGCAGCCGCCGCACCGAGGCCUGCCGCCCACUCCGGCCAGGGCCUCCCUGCAGAAAUUCGCCUUCCAUUCGCACCUGGCGUCUCUGGACACCGGGACCCGCAAGUGGCUCGUGCAGAAGGUGGUGGGCCUGCAGGCGAUGGCCAGGGGAAUGCUGCUCCGACGCUCGCUGUCCGAGGCGACGCGGCGACGCCAUGCGGCGGCCGCGCGCAUACAGGCCUGGUGGCGCCACCUGCAGUCCCACCGCGUGGACGCCACGGGAGACGCGUUCUUCAGCAAGUACGAGUCGAUGUUGGACGCGCCCAUCUACCGCGUCUACCAGUCCGAGGAGAGCGAGGUCACGUGGUCCGCCGACGAGACUGACAUGCUGCUAGAACACAGCGACGACUCCGGCGCCGAGAGCGAGAUGACGCUCCACCCGUCGCCGGAGCAGCAACGGACGGAGGAGAGCCGCCUCAUGUUCGGCGACCUGAUGGGCGUCACGGGCCAGAGCUCGCCGCUCAAGUUCGCCGACCUCAUGGAGACGAUGAAGGAUCCCCAAGGUUUCGUCAAGAUCGCCGAGGGGACCCACUGCGACCUGUUCCGAGUGCACUCGAGGGAGGGCACGAGCGUGCUCAAGGUGGUCAACCUCGAGUUCAUCGUCAAGUACUGGGACACCCUGUUCGCGGAGGCGGUCAUCAGCUUGGAACUGGCGAAGUUGCGAAAGUCGGGUGACUACCAUGCGGCAGGUUUCUCCGACACGAAACGGAUAUUCUGCGUCCUGGAUCGGUACCCUCGAGAGUUGAUCCAGGCCUGGAAGGACUACACGUCCUGGAAGCGGACCGACCAUCAGCAUGGACCCGGUACGAAGCCGAGCCGAUAG
Dermacentor albipictus is the source of this 1893-nucleotide messenger RNA. The record is from RefSeq and is a predicted model, not a curated record. NCBI's taxonomy places the organism in Eukaryota, Metazoa, Arthropoda, Arachnida, Ixodida, Ixodidae.